ACUCGGGGUAUUAAUGUCUGGCAGGGGCAGUUGUUGCACACGGCCAGCAUUAUUGUGGUAGUAGCGAUAGGCAGGGGCAAUGGUGUAACCGAACACUUGUAAUGGGGCUGUAGAGACAGAAGGAGGCGCUAUUGGAACGGUAGUGACACACAGUUAUUACCGGGGCAGCAGCAGUUUCUGGGGGAUCAGCUCUGUGGCAGUAGUGACAGGCCCUGAGUGAUGGAGAAAGUGCGCUGCAAGGAGCAUGGGACUCUAUGUCUGCUGAAAACUGGCACUCGCGAUGGACCCAACAGAGGGAAGAGUUUCUAUGUCUGCACUAGUAAUCCCAGUGCCCCCUGCCUAUUCACCCAAUCUGCUGAACUCCCCGCCUCUCACUGCCUCUUACAUGAAGAUUUCCUGGUGGAGCUGCAGGCAAUUGUGAAACAAGAGUCUGGGCCUUACAGGUUGUACUAUCGCUGUGUGAAGAGUAAGAGUGAUGGGAAGAAGUGGUGCGGAUACAUCCCUUGGCAGCAGGAUCCAAAACAGAAGACUGUUCCGAACUGUAAGCUGCCCCAGCAUUCCAUGGAAAAGCCAGAGAGAAAUCCCUUUAAAGUCAUCAAUGAAGAUCCCAAAAUUGGUGUGUGGAAACGGCUCAAUGAGGAGCCAAAGGCCAAAGCAGAGAUCACUAAGAAGAGUGACCAGGACACAAAAGCCGGGGCCCAUGGUGAGAUUGUUCAUGAUAAUAGGAGACAAGGGAGCGAGAAGAUCACACAAGAGAGAAAAGCCUCUGGGGAGGAAAGGAGACAUGUUUUACAGGGUGGUCCCAACUCCAGGCAGAAGCUUUCUGCAGAUACGAACAAGCCUUCUGGGGAGGAGGAGAGCCAUUCUGCCAGUGAGGCGCAGCUUUCGAAGAGCAUCCGUCAUGCAACUGGAGAGCCAAAGAAGUGUGUGGAAGCCCAGAAGGAGGAGAGGAGUCUACAGCAGGGAUGGAGUGACAGGGAGUUACCAGGUGGAAUGAAAGUGAAAAAGUUUCAGCAAGAAUCUGCACCAGAGAGUGAUGGGAAGGCUGCAGAGACACCCCGGGAAUGUGAGUUAGUUAUCAGGAAAAGCAGCGCGUCAGUCUCAAGGGGACCGUUACUGGCAAAAGAAGGAAAAGCCUCCGAUUCUGGUAGGGUAAUGGCAGCUACUGAUCAGAGGGACAGUAAGACACAAACCACUGAUACAUCAAGGGAUUCUCGCACUGGCUCACAAGUCCGAACAGAAGGUGCACAGCUCACAGAGAAUCACACCACCAGUGCCCUGAUUCUGCAGCCAGAACUGAGUAAUGAUGCUCCGGUACCUGACAAUCAGGAGGAGGAUGGGGAUGAUGUUGUGUUUGUUUCUUCUCUCCCUGCAAAUGAGAAGGCUCCCUCUAUGAGAACAUCAGGCGUUGGCAAACAGAGAACCAUCACCUCCUUCCCAGGCUUCAGCCAACAGCAACAGAGCCAAAGCUCCGCUGCUCUGCACUCUCAGCUCUCUGCUCAGCUACAACAGAAAAAGGCCACCAUGGCUGCGGUGAAUCUCCAGGCACUGCCAGACCGAGGGGUGAGGCUCUUAAAGCAGGUGCAGGAUUUGGAAGAUGCACUGAGCUCUUUGUCCCUCUCCCCAGAGACCAGUGAGGAGAAAGAGAGCAGCCAAUCGGAAAUGAUUCCACCCAGAUCUGCCCCCGAAAACCCAUUUAGUAAACCAGGGCCGGUGGAAUUGGCCAGGGGAGUGAAACCGCUGUCCUUCCAUGAGCUCCCGCCUAUGUCCCUGGGUCUGAAAGGGUCAGCGCCAGUCCCAAGUCUUAGCCAGAACUUCAGCAGCUUAUAUAAAGUGAACCCGGAGUGGCAGACUCUAUAUGGGGGGCGAAUGACUGAGGAACGUUUGUUUGCUGUAAGGAACGCCACUAGCGAGGCCAUUGAGCAUUUGCACAAGAGCCUGGAGUCCUGUCCCAGCCCUGAAAACACGGUAGAGGAUCCCGCAGGACUGAAGGUACCACUGUUACUGCACCAGAAACAGGCCCUGGCUUGGCUGCGCUGGAGAGAAAACCAGACACCGAGGGGAGGAAUUUUGGCCGAUGACAUGGGACUGGGUAAGACGCUAACAAUGGUGGCCCUCAUACUGAUGCAGAAGCAGCGGCAGAACCGGGAGCAAGAGAAAAAGCUGGAGGAGUGGAUCUCUAAAACAGACUCCACCCUCGUGGUCACUCGUGGGACUCUCAUUGUGUGCCCAGCUUCUCUUGUCCAUCACUGGAAGAAGGAAGUGGAGAAGCGCGUGGCAGGGAGCAGACUGAAAGUUUAUCUAUAUCACGGCCCCAGCCGGGAAAGAGACUGCAGUGUGCUGGCUGACUACGACAUUGUGGUGACUACAUACAGCCUGGUGUCCAAAGAGAUCCCUGUGAAGAAGGAGGAAGGGGAUGCCCCAGCUAAGGACCAGGACCUGGAGGAUAAGGCGUCAAGCUCCUCCCCACUGCUGCGGAUGGCAUGGGCUCGCAUCAUUCUGGACGAGGCUCACAACAUAAAAAAUCCCAAAGUGCAGACCUCCAUUGCUGUGUGCAAGCUGAGAGCCGGGGCCCGCUGGGCUGUGACUGGGACCCCCAUUCAGAACAAUCUGCUGGACAUGUAUUCCCUGCUACGGUUCCUGCGCUGCUCUCCAUUUGACGAGUUCAAAUUAUGGAAGAAUCAGGUGGAUAACGGCAGCAGGAAAGGAGGAGAGCGGCUCAACAUCCUGACCAAGAGUUUGCUGCUCAGGAGAACCAAGGAUCAGAUGGACCACUUGGGACGACCACUGGUGCUGCUGCCCCAGAGACGCAGUGAGUUGCACAAACUAACCCUCAGUGACAAAGAGAAGGCCGUGUACGACGUCAUAUUCGCCAGAUCCAGAUCCACACUGCAGAACUAUUUAAAGAGACAUGAGGGGGGCACCCACAUACGAACCCAAAAUACAGACAACCCUUUUGAGAGAGUUGCCAAUGAGUUUGGCUCCAGCCAGUCAGAGGUCUCCGCCCUGCCAGCUUCCCAGGGGUCCAGCACGGUGCAUAUUCUGUCCCUGCUUCUGCGCCUCCGCCAGUGCUGUGGUCACCUGUCCCUGCUCAAGGUGGUGCUGGAGCAGCUGGAGCUGAAGAGUGAGGGGCUGAGUUUGACUUUGGAGGAGCAGCUGAGUGCCCUUUCUCUGACUGAGUGCCAGGGCCCCGACCCCAAAUCCACUGUCUCACUCAAUGGCACCAACUUCCCCUCUGAGCUGUUUGACACUGAGAGCCAAAGCACCAAGAUUUCCUCCCUCGUGUCAGAGCUCCAGACCAUAAGGAGCAGCUCCCAGGCACAAAAGAGUGUCAUUGUGUCCCAGUGGACCAGCAUGCUGAAGAUUGUGGCUGUUCACUUGAAGCUGAUUGGCCUUUCCUGCGCCACCAUUGAUGGGUCAGUGAAUCCCAAGCAGCGAAUGGACAUGGUGGAAGAUUUCAACAACAACCCCAAGGGGCCCCAGGUGAUGCUGGUUUCCCUGUGUGCUGGGGGCGUUGGACUCAAUCUGGUUGGUGGGAAUCACCUGUUCCUAAUGGACAUGCACUGGAACCCGGCGCUGGAGGACCAGGCCUGUGACCGGAUCUAUCGCGUCGGGCAGCAGAAAGAUGUGGUUAUUCACAGGUUUGUUUGUUUGGGGACAGUAGAGGAGAAAAUCUCGCAGCUUCAAGAGAAGAAGAAGGAUUUGGCCAAAAAGGUUCUGUCUGGGAACAGCGCCACUUUCACCAAGCUCACCCUCGCAGAUCUGCGCCUACUGUUUGGGGUAUAAUCGUGGGCUUCUGGAUAUCUGAUCCUCCUAUCUUUUGCCCUGAGAAUAUCUGUGGUGAGACCUACACUACCCCCGAGUGGCUCUAAUAAUAUAAUAAAUGUAUUUAAUUUCC
Xenopus laevis (African clawed frog) is the source of this 3898-nucleotide messenger RNA. RefSeq names its product transcription termination factor, RNA polymerase II S homeolog (gene ttf2.S). The record is from RefSeq and is a predicted model, not a curated record. Gene Ontology annotation, biological process: DNA-templated transcription termination; DNA repair. Lineage: Eukaryota; Metazoa; Chordata; Amphibia; Anura; Pipidae. The transcript is spliced from 24 exons. Gene Ontology annotation, cellular component: nucleus; cytoplasm. Gene Ontology annotation, molecular function: ATP binding; ATP-dependent activity, acting on DNA; ATP hydrolysis activity. Bases 220 to 3786 code for a protein of 1188 amino acids.